Messenger RNA from Pseudopipra pipra, 3892 nucleotides. RefSeq names its product glucosidase alpha, neutral C (gene GANC). The record is from RefSeq and is a predicted model, not a curated record. The coding region runs from base 212 to 2956 and encodes 914 amino acids. The transcript has 25 exons. NCBI's taxonomy places the organism in Eukaryota, Metazoa, Chordata, Aves, Passeriformes, Pipridae. Gene Ontology annotation, molecular function: alpha-1,4-glucosidase activity; carbohydrate binding. Gene Ontology annotation, biological process: carbohydrate metabolic process; N-glycan processing.
UGGGCCGGAGGGAGCGGCGCUGGGCGGAGCCGCUCCCCCACUCGGCCCGGGCUGUCACCGCCUCCGGGUGUCACUCGCUGACUCGGUCGCGUUCGGGUCCCGCAGUGCUCCCCGGCUGCAGCCCCUGCCGCCGGGCAGCCCCCCGCGCCCUGCCGCCGCCAGUGGGCUGUCACCCCUUCUCUCCGCGGGGGUCGCUCGGAGCAGCCCCGCCAUGGAGGCGGCCACGGCAGGGGAAGUCAGUGUACAAGAUGAGGCUGUGGACAAAAGCACCUUUAAGAAAUGCAACCAGAUUGCUUUUUACAGGCGUCAGAAACUGUUAUGUCCUGGAAGAUCCUCGUAUCGAGCAUUGUUGGAUUCAGUCACAUUAAGUGAUGAGAAUGUCAAAUUCCAAAUUAUUCAUGAGGAGACUAAGGUUCUUCUACAAGUAGAAAUUUAUGAAAUAGAAGGCAAUAUUUUCAGGCUUAAAAUUGAUGAGGCUUCACCUCUCAGAGCAAGAUACAAAGUUCCUGAUGUUCUUAUAAAGGAACCUACCACCCAGAGACUGUCCAUAUCCCACAAGGAGGCAGGUAUUCUGGCACUGUCAAGUGUUAAUGGGGACUACAAACUUCAAGUCACAGCAGACCCCUUCCAAGUUGAGCUGCAGUCCAAGGGUGAGACUGUUAUGAGCAUGAAUUCCAAUGGGUUGUUAUAUUUUGAGCACCUACAACCACCGCCCAGUGAUAGAAAACCUACAGCACAAAGUGAGGAGGCAGCAAGUGAUUACUUUAAGGAAAAACAAGAGGAUCUAGGUCUCUGGAGAGAGAAAUUUGGCAGUUUCUUAGACAUCAAAGCUCAUGGUCCCAGUUCUGUGGGCAUGGACUUCUCUUUACAUGGAUAUGAUCACGUUUAUGGAAUACCACAACACGCAGAAACACUUCUUCUCAAAAACACCAGUGAUGGUGAUGCCUACCGGCUUUAUAAUUUGGAUAUCUUCGGCCACAAGAUACAUGAUAAAAUAGGCAUUUAUGGUUCAGUGCCCCUUCUCUUAGCACACAAGCCUAACAGAACUUCAGGGAUCUUCUGGCUGAACUCUUCAGAAACGCUGGUGGAUAUUAGUACAAAGGCAGUAGCUGAGCACAUGUCAUCUAGAUCUGCUGCAGAGACUGCUAAGCAGAGAGCAGUGCCUCUAACUGAUGUACGCUGGAUGUCAGAAAGCGGAAUCAUUGAUGUUUUCCUGCUGAUGGGACCCACUGCCUUUGAUAUCUUCAAGCAGUUUGCACAACUGACAGGCACUCAAGCCCUGCCCCCCCUUUUUUCUCUGGGCUACCAUCAGUGCAGGUGGAAUUAUGAGGAUGAGCAAGAUGUCAAGGCAGUAGAUGCUGGCUUUGAUGCACAUGACAUUCCUUAUGAUGUGAUAUGGCUGGACAUAGAGCACACAGAUGGCAAGAGGUAUUUUACUUGGGACAAAAAGAAAUUCCAGAACCCCAGAAAGAUGCAAGAACAUCUGAAGAAGAAAAAACGCAAGCUUGUCGUCAUUGUAGAUCCACACAUUAAGGUUGAUCCCACAUAUACCCUGUAUUCACAGGCAAAAGACAAGGGAUAUUUUGUGAAAGACAGAAAUGGGCAAGAUUUUGAGGGCAUCUGUUGGUCAGGUUCCUCUUGCUACCUGGAUUUCACCAAUCCUGAAGUGCGAAAAUGGUAUGCAGAUCAAUUUGCCUUCAAAACAUACAAGGGAUCCACUAAUAUCCUCUUUGUAUGGAAUGACAUGAAUGAGCCUUCAGUCUUCAAAGGGGCAGAACUAACAAUGCAGAAAGAUGCUGUGCACUACAAUAACUGGGAGCAUCGGGAAGUACACAACCUCUAUGGAUUCUACCAGCAAAUGGCAACUGCAGAAGGACUCAUCAGACGUUCUUCAGGAAAAGAGAGGCCAUUUGUCCUCACACGAUCUUUCUUUGCUGGAUCACAGAAGUACGGGGCAGUGUGGACUGGAGACAACACAGCAGAGUGGAGUUACUUGAAAAUAUCCAUUCCAAUGCUUCUUACCAUCAGCUUGGCAGGGAUUUCCUUCUGUGGAGCUGAUGUGGGAGGGUUUAUUGGAGAUCCAGAACCAGAAUUACUUGUUCGCUGGUAUCAGGCUGGAGCCUACCAGCCCUUCUUCAGAGGUCAUUCUAACAUGGAGAGCAAACGGCGAGAACCGUGGCUCUUUGGGGAGAAGAACACCCAGAUCAUCAGGAAAGCCAUUAGAGAGCGCUACGUCCUUCUGCCUUACUUAUACACACUGUUCUAUCGGGCACACACAGCGGCUGAACCAGUUAUGAGGCCUCUCUGGGUAGAGUUUCCAGGAAAAACAGAAACUUUUGACGUGGAGUAUGAGUACAUGCUGGGAAAUGCUUUGUUGGUGCAUCCAGUCACAGAGAAAGAGGCCAAGACAGUGAAUGUUCUGCUUCCAGGGUCAGAGGAGAUUUGGUAUGAUUUCAGAAAAUUUAAACGAAUGGAAGAUGCAGGCACUCUGAAGAUCCCAGUAACACUAGAGAAUCUUCCUGUGUUCCAACGGGGGGGCACUGUGAUACCUCUGAAGACCGCAGCUGGGAAAUCCACUGAAUGGAUGAUAGAUGUUUCUUAUGAACUCCAUGUGGCCUUGGACACAGAGGCCUGUGCCAUAGGUGAGCUCUAUGUAGAUGAUGGACAUUCAUUUCAGUACCUCCACAAGAAGCAGUUCCUAUAUCGGAAAUUCACUUUCCACAAGAACAUUCUCACUUCCAGCUGUGCCGAUGAAAGCGGACAAUACCAAACCUCAUGUGUGGUUGAGCGGGUGAUAGUUCUGGGAUUUGGAAAGCAACCCACUUUUGUGACAGCCAGUUCCAAGGGUGGGAAAGAAAAGGAAGUGGUUUUCACAUAUGAUACGAAGACCUCUGCGCUGACACUGGGAAACUUAGCCCUGAGUGUUGAUGCUGACUGGGAGAUUUGUAUCAACUGAGACACAAGUUCUUCAGAGAAGCAAUUCAUUGAGAGGUUGAGGAGAAAUAAACUGGGAGGACUUAAAACAUUCACUUGAAUCCAAUCAAGUCAACAAAUAUUUUUUCCACUGACACUCCCCAAACUAACAUUUCCUACAAUUUUUCUUUUAAAGCACUAAUUUAAACUUGGAUAGCUCUUCUAUUCAGCAAAAGCAAUAUCACUAGGAUUGUAUCUUUGGGGAAAUAAGCUAAAUACCAUUUGCUCCAGGCUAGCUUUAGUUAGGCAGUAAGCUUCAGUUCUGCCUUCACUUGCACUAAAAAAUCAUGAAUUGAGGGGGUGAAAUUGGGGCUCAUUGGUACAGGGCUUAAUGUAAGUAUUUGGAAAUCCUAUUAUUCAGAGACUGGAGCACUUGAGAAGAGAUCUGGGCCAGUUUGACAAGCAGCAUCAGUAGAUAUGCCAGAUGCAGAGGUUAUCACCAGAGUUCUGCCUGCAAGCUGCCUUGUGAAAACAAACACAGAAGGAGCCACCCUGUGUGAUUACAGACACUUCCCUUUUCCAGUCCUUAUGACAACACAAAAUGAGCUGGUCUGUACUGGAAAGCGAACAACAGGCUUGCUGAACAGUUCAGUCACUGGAGAGCUGUUUGUCAGCACCUCCUAGGAGACCAUGUGAGCCUCCGCUCCAGGAACUGGCAACAUAAAUACUGUUGUGUUUAAUGCAGCUGAGUUAAGCCAGGUAGAACAGUAGCAAAAACAUCUUUUGUGUCUGUGAAAAGAGAGACAGACACUAUUUUUCUAUCAGCUUCUAAGCUUUAAUUGAUGAUUUCUGAAUAUGUUUAAGCAUAGCAGUGCUUCUGACAGGAUAUAAUUAUUGUCUGGUGCAUUUUAAUGAUAUAUUUUAACUGCUCUUUCUCAAGUUGGAAAGUGAAAUAAAGUAAAAACGAAGCGAGUUACAA